AUGGUUGAGACCCCUGGGGGUGACGUCCCAUUCGAGCUGGACACGCUCGCUGCCGAUCCCGCUACCACCGAGCACCACAACAAUGCCUCGGAACCGAGCCUGGCCACCAGCGGCAGCCACGGGGAGGAUGGCGCCAGCUGCGGCUCCAACCCCAGCAGCAGGCAGCGCGGCAAGCAGCCGCACCGGCGGCAGUGCCGCAUCCCAGGCUGCGGCGGCCGCCUCGCUGCGAGCUACAACAUGAAGUACUGCAUUUGCAACCGCUGCCGAGAGCAGAAGGUGCUGGACGUGCACGGCGUGCCGCACCGCUGGUGCCAGCAGUGCUCCAAGCUGCACGGCCUCGAGGCGUUUGAGGAUGCGCGGCGCAGCUGCAAGGGCAGCCUGCUGCGCCACCAGCAGCUGCGCUGGGCCAGCAGCAGGCGGGCCACCGGGGGGGCCGCAGAAGAAGCUCAGGAGCAGCGGCGGGCGCGCUCGCCGCAGGCGCGGCCUCCGCCCCUGCCGCAGCUGCCGCCACAGCUGGUGCAGCUGGCACCGUCGCCGUGGGCGCUGCUGCCGCCCACGCCACCGCCGCUUGCCGUGGCACCGGCGUCGGCUCUGCAUCGCCAGGCUGGAGCCCCACCACGCGCCCCAGACCUGCAGCUGGCACACCUGGCCCUGCAGCAGCUGGAAGCCGACAUGCCCGACACGCUGUGGGUGCCCAGCGCAGCCCAGCUGGACCAUUUCAACUCCCAGAUGGGAUUCCAACUGGAAGCUUCCUUUGCCACGCCACCACCCGCCCUGCCUCCGUCGCUGCCGCCUCUGGCUCUCCGCGGCAGCACGGCAGCAGGCAGCAGCGGCAACGCUAGCGGCUGCGCGGCACCCGCCCACACGCCGCUGCCGACCGUGGUGCAGGCGCUGUUCAUAGGCGGCGAGCAGGCCUGGCCGCUGGCGCCUGGCAUCGCUGGCCUUGCCUGUGCCGGGCAGGCCCAGCGCCUGAUGCACCCUGGACUCAUCACAAGAAAAAACGGCAAGACCUAUCGAGCGCUACCCUGA
Messenger RNA from Chlorella variabilis, 1029 nucleotides. RefSeq lists its product as hypothetical. Gene Ontology annotation, cellular component: nucleus. The record is from RefSeq and is a predicted model, not a curated record. The coding region runs from base 1 to 1029 and encodes 342 amino acids. The transcript is spliced from 6 exons. Gene Ontology annotation, molecular function: DNA binding. NCBI's taxonomy places the organism in Eukaryota, Viridiplantae, Chlorophyta, Trebouxiophyceae, Chlorellales, Chlorellaceae.